This is a messenger RNA of Heterotrigona itama, 4942 nucleotides long. Lineage: Eukaryota; Metazoa; Arthropoda; Insecta; Hymenoptera; Apidae. The record is from the annotation of a GenBank genome assembly.
AUGUAUGGUUAAAUUUCAGUUUUGAAACAGAUGAAAAUUUUUGUUAACAUUAUUUUUAGAUUCAAUACCAUGUAUAUAUAUAUGUUUUAAACUCAUAAGGAAUAAAUGAAUUGUUGUCAAAAUGUUUAUGAUCAUUAUUUUUAUUUAUUGAAAUAUAUAACAUUAUUAUAUUAUCAAAAAAAUUAUUAAAAUUUUUAAUUUUAUAUUUGUAUUUACCUUCUAUAUGACUUAUACUUUUGGAUCUCAAGAAAUUAAAUAUGUUUGUGUAUGUAUAAUUAAGUAAUAAUAAGGAGAUUUUUUACAAAUAUCAGAUAUAAUAAUUAUUUACUUUUAGGGAUGGUAACUACUGGAGCCACAGUUUUAAUGGCAACCAGUGAAGGAACUUCAAAUGGAAUACAAAAUAAUUCCACACAAUAUGAAAAUCAAAAUAUUUGUUGUCGCUACAAUGAGGUACAUAAUAAUCAGCAAAAUUCAGAAUGUCCAAUUAAAAAGAAUAUAACAUCUUGUAACACAAAUAAAGAUAAAGGUCGUACCUCCAUGUUGGAAAAGAAUAGUCGAUUGAUUUCAAGAUCAGAAACUAAGGAAAGUAGUAAAAAUCAUAUAUUACAUAAAACAGCAUUAGUUCGUGAAACAAAAGCUUCUAGAUUACGAGCAGCCUCUAUUAUAUCACCUAAUGCUGAAUGUAAUAUUAGACAAACUAGAAGACAAUCAAAUAAACAAGGCUACAUAUCUGAUACAAUAUCUACUUCAUAUUCUAGUAAUCAACAAGAAACAACUAAUUUAAGUAAAAAGUCUUUUGACUUGAAAAACACUUGCCAGAAAGUUAAAGAAAAUUAUUCAAAAACUUAUACAUUGCCCUCAUUGAAUUCUCCUGCAAAUAAUAAAAAUAUACAACGAACUAGUAGCGGUGGACAUAGUGAUUCAGAAGUUUCACGAAGAGUUGACGCGUUAACAGCGUUAACAAAAUCUACAAUAGAACGUGUAGAAAGACUUAAGUCACACUCAAAUUUGUCGACAAAUUAUGGAUCACGAUUAGAAAAUCAUUCAUCUAAUAUACCAAAUCAAGCUACAGAAAAUAGUACGAAUAAUACGCGUGCAUUGCAAUUAUCUCCAAGAAAAAGUUCUAUUUUGAAAAAGUCAAAUGAUGAACACUCUCAAGAUGGAUCUUUAAGUCAUCAACAUAUACCAGUUUCAAUUCUCAAACAUAAGAUGUCUGAUAUUGAUACAAGUCAAAAUAUACCUACCACUGCGAAUCACACAGUUUUGCCUGUAACGUUUUCACCAUCUGUUAGAGAACUUACACAUAAAAAACAUGGUAUUUUAAAAAAGCGGAGUAGUUUGGACGAAAGUGAAAUACUUCGACGACGCAGUUGCUCACCCGAUAUUUCGUCUAUUGACAAUACCUAUUCUGAGUUCAGGCCAAUAUUAAAAAAUCAAAGACGAUCAUCUUUAGAUGAAAUUAUUAAAAGGGAUCAGAGUCCAGAUCCUCAGCCUACUUCAAUAUUAAAACGAAAAUCAUCUAGAGAAGAUGAUCGAGAAGAUCGUCAGAUUGGUUCUGCAGAACCACAGGGUAUACUUAAAAGAAAAUCUACAAAUAGUCAACGAACAACUACUGCUAAUCAUCAUGUGACUAUUACAAUGGAUACAACAAUUGUAAGUGGUUCUGAAAUACUUGAUAGUUCUGAAGUGAGGCCAAUCCUAAAGAAAAAGCAUAGUAGAGAAGAAUCAUUCGGUAAUGAUCCACCAUCUUUAGAACCACGGCCAAUACUAAAAAAGAAAUCGAGUACAGAAUCGGAUGAAUAUGAUGAUAAACCUAAAAAAACUAUUUUAAAAUGUACUCGAAAAAAUUCACAGGAUGAAUGUAACUAUGAAACAGAAUUGACCUCGCCAAAAAAAUUGUCAAUGCUUAGAAAUCGUACUUUACAAAAUAGAACAAGUGCAGUAUUAGAGAAUGAUCCUGUACGACCUAUAUUAAAGCAACCCGGCAAUAGAGACAACGAAUCACGAGUCCGUUUAAACUUAUACGAUGAAACAGUUGUUAGUGAUGAUAUAUGUAUAGAACCAGCAAAUUUAUUUUUGCGAAAAAGAGCACAAUCUGUGGGCCAUAUACAACCUUCUAUUUCUAAUGAAUUCAAUGCUGUACUUAAUAAACGAAGAUCUCUUGAAUUAAUAUCUGUAGGUGCUAUAUCAGAAGAAAAAUCGCAAGUAAAAUUAGCAACCAGUAAUAUCUAUUUAAAAGCAGCCCCUUCCUUAGGUGAUGACAGUGCCAAUAUUUCUAUUAUUCCUUGUGAAAAAUUGUACAGUAACGUGUUUAAUUACAGCACAGUAAAAGAGAAAUUUGCAGAUAAAGAAAAGCAAACUGUCAUAGUAUUUGAAAGUGAAGAAGGAAAUAAAGUGAUUUCACAUGGACUUGUAGAUAACAGUGUUGAUAAUAGUACUUCAGUUUCUAUUAGAAUGAAUGAUAAAGAGUAUUCGAGUAAUCAAACGCUGUGUGUGCAAGAAAAAACAAGUGAUGGAAACAUCCAAGAAAGUAAUGGUAUACACUAUAAUAACAAUGUUUCCAAAAUGACAUUGCAUUUUAAAACUUUACAAGAAAAAGCAAAUUCCAAAGAAAAGGAUGUCAUAUUUCAAAAAACACAAACUAAAGGUUCACGUGGUAUACAACGAUAUAGAGAACGAAAGAAUCAAGGAAAUGAUAGAUUUAAUACUCAACCAGUGACUUUUCAAGAAGUGCAGGAAGCAGUUUUGCAAAAUCAACGCAAUGCCACAUUAGUUAAAAAAUCAAAUUUGACAGAAACUACGACUGAUGAUGAAUUUGAUCCCUCUAAAUUAAGUUUGGCAGAACGAGUAAAUUUGUUUAAUCAGAAAAUUGAAAAAACUUCAGUAUCAAAUAUACCUUUGGAAAGACAUUCACGAAGACGGCCGGCUGCUCGUUAUAAAACACAACCAGUUACAUCCGAGGAAGUUGAAGUAGCAUCUCGAAUAUCUCCAUUGAGUACUAUUAAUCAACGUCUAUUAGAUACUAGUGAUCUACCAAAAAGCAUUUUAAAGUCUGUGGCGUUACAUGCACCUAAUUUGUCGCAAACAAAAAAUCUUGAACUUGAAGGAAUGAAGUUAAUAAAAUCUGUACUUAAAAAAGAAUCUGAAGAAAUAGAACAACAGACACUUCAAAACUGUGAUAUUUCAUCACGUUCUGUAAUAAAACCUAAUUUAAAAUUAGAAGAAAAUAAGACAGGAAGCAUAAUAGAAAAUAAUUAUCCAACGCAAUAUGGUUUGAAUUGUACCUAUAAUGAAAAGGAUAAUCAUACAGAAGGUAGGCAACAUGAAAUUAAACAAAAAUAUACAGUACCUUUUCGCAAAUAUAGUACACAGGAUGAAUUAAGUAGAACAAAAUUCAAAUCUUCAUUAAAUGACAUAGAUAAUGUUCAAAUUACUACAUCUAAAAAAUAUGAAGACAUUUUACUACAAAUAUCUGGAGGUGAGAUAUUCUCUGUAAGUCAUGAAAUACACAACAUAAAAGAUGAACCUGCGGCUCCUUCCUGUCAUCCUAUUUUUUCGAAACAAACCAGGUGUACUUCAUUAUUGAAGAGUGUCAGCCAUCACGCAAUUAGCAACAAAACCAAUGAAAGUGAAUCGAAUAAUACAAUAAUACAAAAACAACAUGGUGUACCUCUUCCAGGAUUAUGUCGUAGCGUAACACAAGCAAUACCGAUAGUAGAUAUUAAUGAUGGUCCAAGUAUGAGUAUUGCAGAACGAUUAGCUGCACUACAACGUAGUGGAAAUACAAAUUGGAAGCGCCGUAUAGCUCCUGAGUCAGCUAAUUCAUCGGAUGGAGUAUAUUCUAAUUCAUUGAAUAAAGAAGAAGUGAGCAUCAAACAAGGAGUACUUGCAGAUUGUCUUGGAAAGUUAGAAUCUGCAACAGAGGAUUGGAAGAAAAGAAUAGCAGCUCCAGAUGUAACAAAAUUUACAGCAGCUGGUAAAAUGAAAGUAGAACAAUUAGAAAACUUAGAUCCAGGACCAUCUUCUCCGCUUAUUGAAGUUACAGGAAAUAUUACAGAUAGAAAGAAAAAAACUCCUCGUCCUGAACGAUUUAGAGCGAAGAAAGGAUACGCAAAAGAUGCUAUAUCUACACCAGCUAGCCCAAAUAAAGAUUCAUAUAUUAAAUUGCGAGGCAGCUUCUCUGAACCUACAAGCGAUGACAGUGCUGAAGAGUUGAAAACGGGAAAGAAUGUAUCACCUAUUGUCUCAGUACCUAAGAUAGAUAACGAAACAUUUACUUCUUUCUUUACUGGAAUUUCAUUAGAAAAAUGUGAGGCUGAAUCUGUUGAUUUAAAUGAAAGCGAUUUUGAUAUGAUUACAUCACAAUCUGAAUUUAGCUAAAAAUUCGUCAUUAGCUAUGGAAGCUCUAGCUGGCUUGGCUUCUACUGAAGACUUUUGUAAUGUGACGUUAAGGAAUAUAGCAGAAACAAAUAUUUCCACGAAUAGAUUACAACCAUACAAAGAUUUGAUGUUAAUAUUAAUUAAAGGCCGGAGACAUGUACAAGUGAGAUUAGUUGAGCCAGUUGCAAAAAGCAUCAAUAGUGGUGAUAAUUUUGUUCUAGUAACAAAAUCAGAGGUUUAUAAUUAUGUUGGAAAAUAUUGCAAUGUUAUUGAAAAAGUACGAGGUGCGGAAAUUGCAAUGAGUAUUCAGCAAAAUAAAGAUCUUGGUUGCCAAACAUCCCAAGUUAUUACUAUUAUUGAAGAUAAAAUAACUUGUACAAAAAAUCAACUGCAAAAAUUUUGGAACUAUCUUGGAGUAGGAAGCGAGAACGUCGAUGUACUUUACCUGCGACUUGUAGUACAAAGUAUUAAUAAUUUACGACCACGUGGUGGUUGUUUCUUCAGUAAAACUAACAGUGCUUGUAAAGUCAAAUUAGAAUAUCGUGGUCCAAUGGGACCAUAA